Molecule: messenger RNA, 668 nt
Organism: Quercus lobata
Lineage: Eukaryota; Viridiplantae; Streptophyta; Magnoliopsida; Fagales; Fagaceae
Product: Calcium-binding EF-hand family protein
Exons: 1
Coding region: 57-548 (163 amino acids)
Molecular function (GO): calcium ion binding
Source: RefSeq, a predicted model, not a curated record
CAAUUAAACACCAUAUUCUCUCAUUCAUAUCUAUCCUAUAUGGUGACUUAGUCAGCAUGUCUCUCAUCAAAACCAACGAUUUGCAAAGGAUAUUUGAGAAGCUUGAUAAGAAUGGAGAUGGCCUAGUGACUCUCGAGGAGCUAAAUUGGCUUCUUGAAAAAAUAGGAGUCCAAAUAAGCCUAGAUGAGCUCGAAUCACUAGUGGGAAAAUCAAGCCUCGACUUGAAUGAGUUCUUCUCAUUUUAUGGUUCCAUAUCAUCAAAGCAAAACAAUACUAGUAGAAGCACUAGCAACGAAGUUGUGGUAGUAGAAGAAGAAGAGGAAGAGAACGAAGAGAGCGACCUUGUUAAGGCAUUUGAAGUGUUUGAUUUGAAUGGUGAUGGGUUCAUUUCUUGUGAUGAGCUUCAAAAGGUGUUGUCAAGGCUUGGGCUUUGGGAUGAGAAUAGUGGCAAGGAUUGUAGAGUUAUGAUUCACGUUUAUGACACCAACUUGGAUGGGCAGCUUGAUUUUGAGGAAUUCAAGAACAUGAUGUUUCUUACUAUUUCUUGAUUCACAUUCAUUUUUGUGGAAUUUUUCUACUAUAGCUAUAGCCAUUUCCGCGUAAAGAAAAGGCGAAUUUGAUUGUGAUGUUCAACUUAGAAAUAUUAUUGGUCCAAUUUGCUAUUUUCA